AAGGACUUUGGAGAGUUGCUGGCUUCCCUCCAAACAAAGAUGAAGGAGCUGAAGGUGGAUAGAGCUGAAACUGCAGCCUUGAUGUCCCAUUCUCAAGGACUCAAUGGUGCUCCAGAGGACUGCCAAGAUGUACCUGAGAAGAGGAAGGCGUCAGAGACUGCAGAGACUGCAGCAGACCAGGCCUUGAGAUCACCAGUUCCGGGAGAAAGCCGAUCUGGACAGGCGCACUCCGACCAGAAGUUGGUGGCUGUCGUUGGAAGCUUUCAGGCUGCACCACUGCCAUCUCCUGCGCUGAGCUCGCCCGCUUUGUCUCCCAGGGAGCCAGUGACCCCGAUGCGUUUGCGGGUCGACUCUGAUGCAUUCACUCCGUCUCAGGCUGGACCUCGACCAUCAUCGCCUCAGACUUUUCCACUACUGCGACGUCCAGGCCCUGUGCUGAUUCAAGGCAUUGCGCCGAGGAUGCCAUCUCCUGCAUGGUCCAGAUCGAACUCGCCUGGUUUGACACCUCUGACUCCAGAUCGCCAGGGAAGUCCUCGAGUUCCUCAUGUCUUGGCAUUCCGGGCAACUUCACCACCUCGUGACACGUCUCCACCACCACAAUCACCUGUCUCAAAUGUCUCAAGGCCUCUGAUUUGGCAAGCACCACAACCACAAGCACGGCAAGGGCUCCAAGGACCAGGGCCGCAAGGAGCCCAAGGACAGUCGACCAGACCCUGCACACCCAGGAAUGUGAGUCCAGCUGGAUUUGUGUCUGCAUCUGGUCCACCAGCUGGAGGAUUUGUUUGGGGUGCGAAGUUGCAACCGCAGGCAGCUUCAUGGCAACCACCUCGGUUGCAGUCACCGCCUCGACGGGCAGAAACCCCAGCCAGCCAGAGACCUCUGCAAGCGCAGCCCAUGCAGGCCACGCCUCAAGCAAAUCCAUCGAAUCAGUCGACCAAUGGGCAGCAUGACCCAUCUGACCCAUCUGGCCCAUCUGGCCCACCUGCACCAGGCCCACCAGGCCCACCAGGCCGACCUGGCUCGCCUGGCCUGCAUGGAGUUGUGCCAGUUGUGCCUUUGCCUGGAGCUGUGCCCGGACCUCCUGAAGGGCCUGAAGGGCCAAGGGUGCCAAAGCCAGCAAAUCAACGGGUCCUUACACCCCUCCGAAUGCCAGUGCAGAGUCUGCCAAUGCCGCCUUCAACUCCUGUGCUGAAAUCACUUCGGGCAGUGUUACAAACGCCGAUAAAAUCAGCUGGUACGCCAGUGCAGACACCACGACAAACUACGCCAUUCACACCUUUCUCCCUCUCCACACCUUUCUCUAUACCAACUGCAACUACUGCAACAAUACCAACCAUGCAGCCGAUAGGGCCGAUACUGGUUGCACAGCCUCGAAUAGGCCAGGGACCUGCACCUUUUGCAACUGCCUUCCCCCUUGCACCGCGACUUGGUUCUCCUCCCUCGCGAGCCAUGCGUUCACCUCCGCCGCAAGCAUUGAUCCAAGAGCCGCAACCAACACCCACGUUUUCUGGUCACUCCAUUGAGCAGCAAGAUCCGCCUGCUCAAACAUCAACUGCCGUCACAGAUGUGAAGGUUCAUGGUGAGGCAUCGGACAGACCUGAAGCGGGGCCAUUGCGGGCCUUAGCUUGGGAAAGGGCAGCUCCAAGAAGGGUAGCUCGCAUAGAGAUCUGAGUCGCUGACUGUCUGGACUUGCUAUGAGAGUGUGCCUAUUCUUAGCCAGUCCACCGCAAUGGCAUACUUGUUUUGCAGAAUUAACUUACUGUAAGAUUCCUGAGGUUACAACUUCC
Messenger RNA from Cladocopium goreaui, 1787 nucleotides. Lineage: Eukaryota; Dinophyceae; Suessiales; Symbiodiniaceae. The record is from the annotation of a GenBank genome assembly.